This is a messenger RNA of Astyanax mexicanus (Mexican tetra), 14703 nucleotides long. RefSeq names its product zinc finger, FYVE domain containing 9a (gene zfyve9a). Lineage: Eukaryota; Metazoa; Chordata; Actinopteri; Characiformes; Acestrorhamphidae. The record is from RefSeq and is a predicted model, not a curated record. Gene Ontology annotation, cellular component: early endosome membrane. Bases 4315 to 8025 code for a protein of 1236 amino acids. Gene Ontology annotation, molecular function: metal ion binding. The transcript has 19 exons. Gene Ontology annotation, biological process: endosomal transport.
CUGGCACACUGAUAAUCGAUCGUUUUCCGAUAGAUGAUCAAUCGAUUUGAUUAAUUUUAAUCCCCGGAUCACCUUCACGGUGUCAUUUUACACAGAGAAAGAGAGGCUGCAGCAGAACAACACAGGCUCUCACCCUGCUUUACUGCUGGAUUUCUCAACAAUCCGGAUCAUUAGCUGGAAUAAUUCGCUUUAAAUCCACAUUUUUAAACAUUUUACAUCCUUAUUAACAUACCACACAAGCUCCAAACCCUUUAAAACAGCCUGUUUUUAUGUGAUCAGCUGUAGAAAACGCUCAGGAAGAGGUCAAGCUCCAGCCAAAGUUUAUUUACUCUAGCUCUAAGCUAGGCUAUAACUGGCUAAUGCUGUGGUGCAACACUGUUAUCUAGAGGUUAAACCCUUUUAAAACCUUUUUAAACCCUUUAAAAUGCUUUAUUUUACUGCGUAGAACUAAUUGUAAGUGUUUACUAAGGCUGUAAAUGUUUAUUAUCUGGUUUCCAGGUUUUGAUCCAUGAUAAUACCAUGCUAUUUUGAAGUUGGAUGCUAUCCAUGCUGUGGAAUAUGGAGCUCAACUGUUACAUAGUUUUAUCUUUUAGGUUUGACGUUUAAAAAAAUAGUAUACCAGUAAUCAAUUAUGUAUUGUUUGCAUACACUGUAGUAGUACUACAGUAAUCACACCCUGAAUAAGGGCUGCAACUCAUGAUUAAUUUGUUAGACAGCUAAUCUGAUGAUUGUGUUGUUUGUUAUUUUGAAGUUGGAUGUCAUCCCUGCUGUGGAAUAUGGAGCUCAACUGUUAUUUCUUGUUCUCGUUUUAUCUCUAGAAACAGCUGAAAUGGGAUUUAAAUUCCCUUAAAUUGUCCAAAACGUUGCUCUUUAAAUGUGGAAAGUGCUGCUAUUUAUUGAGGAAAUGUGUAUUCUGUUGAAUUUGGGCCCUUUUGGAGACGUAGACAGAGUUGAGUGUAAACUGUUUGAUUUACCCAGUACUGUUUUACUGAAUAGAACUACUUUUAAGUGUCUACUAUGGCUACAAAUGUUUAUUAACUGGUUUCCAUGCUGUCAUCCAUGAUAAUGCCAUGCUAUUUUGAAGUUGGGUGCCAUCCAUGCUGUGGAAUAUGGAGCUCAAUUGUUACUUCUUACAUAGUUUUAUCUCUUAGGUUUGACAUUUAAAUUUUAGAGUACGGUAACCAAUAAUGUAUAUUUGAAUACACUGUAGUAGUACUACAGUAAUCACACACUGCUGAAUACGUGGCUGCAAUUAGGGCUGCAACUAAUGAUAAUUUUGGUAGUUGACUGAUUUGACUAUUAUUUUCCUGAUUAGUCGAUUUGUAGAUUAUUUCUGCUUCCUCUGGGAAUGGCUUCGGUUUAUAGCUUCCUCUGUCUUCGCUUCAAAUCGCUAGAAACAGCUGAACAAGGGAUUUAAAUACACUUUAAAUGUGGAAAGUGCUGCUAUUUAUUGAGGAAAUGUGUAUUCUGUUGAAUUUGGGCCCUUUUGGAGACAUGUUGAGUGUAAACUGUUUGAGUGUCCCCAGUACUGUUUUGCUAAAUAGAACUACUUUUAAGUGUCCGCUAAGGUUACAGAUGUUUAUUAACUGGUUUCCAUGCUUCGAUCCAUGAUAAUACCAUGUUAUUCUGAAUUAUUUUGAAGUUGGAUGCCAUCCAUCUUGUGGAAUAUGGAGCUCAACUGUUAUAUCUUUUUAUUAGGUUUGAUAUUUUAAUUUUAGUAUACGUAUUGUACAGUAAUCAAUAUUGUAUAUUCGCAUGCACUGUAGUAGUACUACAGUAAUCACACACUGAAUUAGGGCUGCAACUAAUGAUCAAUUUGGUAGAUGGCUGCAACUAUUGAAUAUUUUGUUCGUCUACUUAUCUGGCGAUUAUUUUUUCCGAUUAGUUAACGAUUAUUUCUGCUUGCUCUGGGUAUGGUUCCUGUUUCUAGCUUUCUCUGUCUUCGCUUCAAAUCGAUAGAAACAGCUGAACAAGGGAUUCAAAUGCCUUUCAAAUGUCCAGAACGUUGCCCUUUAAAUGUUUAAAAAUGCUGCUAUUUAUCGAGGAAAUGUGUUGAGGUAACCUGUUGAAUUUGGGCACAUUUUGAGACACACAAAAAAAAGAAGGAAUAAAGUGUUGUUUGAUUAAUAAUUUAAACAAUACUCAAUUAUUGAUGUGUUCUUCAGCAUGCUAACGCUAGGUGACAAAGAUCACCACCUCUAAGCUAUUUACGUGCCGUUAAAAUUACUGCAAUCAGUUAAAUCAAACAGAUAAGAUGUAAACUAGGCCCAAAGCAAUAGUUACAUCAGUGAGUUAUCAUAAAAUAAACAUGCAAACAUAAUCUCAGUAAAAAUCCACAACAACACUGUUUAAUACCGUAAUAUGAGAUUGCUGUGUUUAAUACUAAUAAUCCUUGCUUAAAAAGCCUGUGGGUGGAUAUAUUUAUGGAUGUAUACAUGUAUUGAUGAGUACAUUCAUGUCUGGAUAGAAAUAUUAGUAAAUAUAUUGACCAAUAUACAGUAUAGGUGGAUGUACUGUUGGGUAAAUCAAUGUAUUUAUGGAUGGAAUUGUGUAGAAAAGUAUACUGAUGGUUGGUUGGAUAUAUCAAUGGAUACAUGGAUGGAAGGAUGGAUAUAUUGAAAUACAGAUGCAUGGACAAAUAAAAAUGGCUAUAUACUGUAGGUAUCAAAAUAUAUGUUUUGAUUAAGACUGUAUUUAGGUGUAUGUACUGAUGGCAGAAUCUACAUAUAGUAGUCAUAGGAUACAAAUUUGUAUGGAUGGAUGGUUGGAUGGAUAUGUUGGAAAAAUCAAUGUACUAGUGCAUCCCAAAAACUGAAAAGUUUAUUUCAGAAAAAAUAAUUUGAAAAUAUGAAACUCAUACAUUAUAUAGAUGUAAUAAACACAGAGUGAUCUAUUUUAUGCGUUUAUUUCUUUUAUUGUUGAUUGAAUGAUUAUGGCUUACAGCCAAUUAAAACCCAAAAAUCAGUGUCUCUUUUGCACAAGUAAAACACAAGUUUAAUAUAAAAUUACUAUAUGUUAUUCCUUAAGCCAUUAGAGGCAUUACAGUGUAAAAAUCAGCUACAAAUCCCUUCUUUUUCCAGUUAACAAAUAUGUUCAGUGCAGUGUGCAUUACUUUUAUCCUUCAAACUAGAGAAUUAAGAUAUUUAAAUAGGGCUAUCACACCUCGUUUCCAGAGUUGAUUAUGGAUUACAGCCAAUAAAAAUCAGUGUCUCAGAAUAUUUGAAUAUUUUAUAUGUAAGACCAAUUGAUACUUGCUCUUGGCUGUGUAGGCAGUGUGCCAAGUUCUGCUGGAAAAUGAAAUCCUCAUCUCCAUAAAAGUUGUAAUCAGCAGAGGGAAGCAUGAAUUGCUGUGAGAUUUUUCUGUAUAUUGUUCCAAUAAUAUAUUGAUUAAUUGAUUGAUUGAUGGAAGCCUUGAUAGACCUCUACCUGCAGUUGGAAAUCUUCAGUUUGUGCAUUUAUAAAUGCUUUUUGUUAUAAAACGUCUGUGUCUGUAUCUGUUCACUCAAUUUAUGUAUUUAAAUGUAGAUAAAUACAGUGACUAUGUAAGAUAAUGCGAUUUUGCUUGAUUUUCUUGUGUUAAUUCUUAGAACUUGACCCCGUUAGUCAAUCGCGCCCACACACACACACACACACACACACACUACAUUAACAAAGACUUCUUCAAAGCGAAGAGAAGCUGCCGUUUUGAUGUGUUUUGAGUGUAAAAUUGAAUCUACCUGCUGUUUAAUCUGCAGGAAUGGAAGGAAACCUUUGUUUUAUUGUUUUUUUAUCUGCGUUGGAGAAACGCUUGACCUGUAGCGCUCUGCCGAAUACGCUCGGCGCCUCGUUCUCCCGCCUGUUGCCUCAGCCUGUGGAUCUCCAGCCUCCUGUAAUGGUUAAUAGCGUGUUACAUCACUCAGGCCCUGUUUUAUCUCCAGAUCUUCUCUCAGCAGCGUUUGUUGUUGGCGGAGGAGGAGGACGUGUCUCUUUAUUCUGCGUUUGUUUCAGACGCUGGUCUCCUGAGAGUUCGCCGGCAUGUGAGAACGUUUCCAGCUUAAAGUCCCUCUAUUUGUGCAUCGACGUCAUAAAUAAAAGAAGUGAAACGGCGCUCCCUGGAAGAGAAAGUGGAAGUGCGUCGUUCCUCGACCGAGGAUUUGAUGAGAGAGGACUUCCUGUCACUGCUGGAAUGUCCAGAGCAGAUAGAAGGUGAGGGGAUCAGUGAGUGCAGGACCAGGUGAACGGGAGGUUCUGGAGGUUUAUGAAGUUCUGUGGAGUUACUGAAGAGGACCUCAGUGCAGGUUCACACUGCACUGGACAGAGUGGAGCUCCUGACCCAUGGAGAAUUACUUCCAGGCUGAGGCCUUUAACCUGGAUAAGGUUCUGGACGAGUUCGAGCAGAACGAAGAUGAAACGGACACCCCCACGCUUUCGGAUGCCAAGUGGACCCAGAUUCUUGCCCCGCCGGCUCACCUCCUGUCCCUGAACCCUGCCCUGACCCACGCUGACCUCAGCCCGAGGGAUAGCCCUAUUAACUUUAAGCCUCUUUUGGAGCCUCCGGGUCCAGGUUCUGGAGGUUCCUCUCUGGCGGAGGUCACCGGGCCAGAUGCGAAGCAAGGUUCUGGGCUUCCCCCGGAGGUUUGGAGCGAGGAACGGCCAGCGGAUGUCCAUAGCCCACCUUUGCUUCAGCCCAACAUCGGCAAGCUGGUGAGCGCCGACAGCCAGGCAUUGGACUCUCCACCUUCCACCAGGGCGGCGCACGUCGAGAACGGGUGCACGUCUCUUCCGGCUUGCAACGGACUUGCAGUGGUUCCUCAGGCCAGUGAUGAUCCUCCUGCCUCAGAUCAGCCCAGCUCCUUGGGCUUGGGUUCUGGGGCCUGUAGGGAUCAAUCGAACGACCCUAGCGAAGGGGACAGUGCCUGUUUUAACGAUGCACAUUUCUCGUUUUCUGAGGGACAAGGACUUGCACAAGGAUGUCAGGACAUCAAUUUGAAGAAUGGUGCUUCCCCAGUUGAGAUGGAGUACAAUGGGGCAAGCAAAGGUGAUGACGAAUUAUCUGUUGCCGUCAAGGAAGUUGAAAGAAGAGAAUGUAGGAAUCUUGGGCUUCUGGAAGGAAGCAGUUUCGAGACAAGUAAUGGCACUCCAGUAGAACUGGUCGCAGAUCAAGAGUGUCCAAUGAUGGGUGCCUUUCAGAAUGGUAACGAGGUCAACGAUGGCAACGAAUGUGACAAGAAGGACAGUUGGGAUGUACAUCAAGAAGGGACGGAAAUGAAGAGUCAAGAAGAUUCUUCUCUUGUUGAAUCGCCAGGGAUUGUUGGGAUUACGGUUUCUGAGAGAUCUCAGCAAAACGGCGUGGUCGAGGAACUCAACGGAGAGCGACCCAACCAGCUUCCGCUUCCUUCCAAGGAGGACUCUGUGACCGAAGAGAAAGAGAUGGAGGAGAGUAAGCAGGAAUCUUGCGAACCUGGUCGAGGGGGCGAGGUUACCGGAGGCAGCGGUGACAAACUCAGCAACAGUCGCCUGCAGGUCGUCAGCGUCCCUUACGGCGGUGCGAGACCCAAACAACCUGCCGGCCUCAAGCUGCAGAUUCCCCAACCUCUAUCAGGGCAAGUCCAGAACGAACUCGCUUCCACCGGCAGGAACAAGAACCUGGAGGCCCAAAGCAGGGUAGGCGGCCUUGAAUCGUCUUGCGGGAGUACAGAUUCUGGGAUCAGUAGGAUUAACGGGGAAAACGUGGAAGGGUCCCCAAGCUUGCACAUUACCUCAGAGAACCCGGACAAUGACCUCCAAGCAGGGCAGCAGGGAUCUCUCUCCAGAAAGCCCUACAGCUCUUUGGGGGAUGUGGCUCCCGUGUGGGUGCCGGACUCUCAAGCGCCCAUCUGCAUGAAGUGUGAGGUCAAGUUCACCUUCACCAAGAGGAGACACCACUGCCGGGCCUGCGGCAAGGUGUUCUGUGCUGCGUGUUGUAGUCUGAAGUGCAGGCUCAUGUAUAUGGACAGGAAGGAGGCUCGGGUUUGUGUGACCUGUCAUCACGCUCUAAUGAACGCUCAGUCCUGGGAGAAUUUAGUGAGCAGCUCCAAUCAGAGCCCGAAUCCCAACAACCCAGCGGAGUACUGCUCCACCAUCCCCCCCCUGCAGCAGGCACAGGCAUCCGGCGCCCUCAGCUCACCUCCACCCACCGUCAUGGUGCCCGUUGGAGUCCUCAAACAGCCGGGCACUGAGAGUUCGGGUCCGCGUGAGCAGAGGCGAGUGUGGUUUGCAGAUGGAAUUUUACCAAAUGGUGAAGCUGCAGAGUCCAGUAAAGCUCCUGCCUCCAGCCCCAGCCAAUCACAGCCUCCCGCUGCGCCCCAGUACCCCAACAAAUCCACAGCGGCCGGCCAGCAGGAGGCGUGUCGAGCCCCUGGAGCUCCGGUGGGCAGCCCCGUGGGCAGCUCGGUCAGUUUGAUCCCGGAGGACGGCCUUCCUCCCAUCCUCAUCUCCACCGGCGUUAAAGGAGGUACGGGAGGCCACAUCUCAGAUUACGCAGUGGAGGAACGGCCGUUGGAGAUUCUGUUACUGCAGCAGCUGGAGGAGGGCGGUCCGGACCCGCUGGUGUUCGUGCUGAACGCCAACCUGCUGGCCAUGGUCAAACUGGUCAACUAUGUAAACAGGAAGUGCUGGUAUGUGACGACGAAGGGCAUGCACGCGGUGGGUCAGGCCGAGGUGGUGGUGCUGCUGCAGUGUCUGCCGGACGAAAAGAGCAUUCCAAAAGACAUCUUCAGCCACUUCGUACAGCUCUAUCAGGAGGCCCUCACAGGUAACGUGCUGAGCCACCUAGGGCACUCGUUCUUCACGCAGAGUUUUCUGGGCAGUAAGGAGCACGGCGGCUUCCUCUACAUCAGCCCCACCUUCCAGUCCCUGCAGGACCUGCCCCUGCCCAACCCCCCCUACCUGUUCGGAGUACUGGUGCAGAAGUGGGAGACCCCCUGGGCCAAAGUCUUCCCCAUCCGCCUCAUGCUGCGCCUGGGGGCCGAGUACAGAUUUUACCCCUGCCCCCUGUUCAGCGUUCGCUUCAGAAAGCCUCUGUUUGGAGAAACCGGUCAUACCAUCAUUAACCUGCUGGCAGAUUUCCGGAACUAUCAGUACACGUUACCGGUGGUGAGGGGUCUGGUGGUGGACAUGGAAGUGAGGAAAACCUGCAUUAAGAUCCCCAGCAACCGCUACAACGAGCUCAUGAAGGCUAUGAAUAAGUCUAACGAGCAUGUGCUGGCGAUGGGGGCGUGUUUUAAUGAGCGGGCGGACUCUCACCUGGUGUGUGUUCAGAACGACGACGGGAAUUACCAAACGCAAGCAAUCAGUAUUCAUCACCAGCCUCGCAAAGUUACGGGCGCUUGCUUUUUCGUGUUCAGUGGAGCUUUAAAGACCUCGUCGGGGUUCCUGGCGAAGACCAGCAUAGUUGAAGAUGGGGUGAUGGUGCAGAUUACAGCAGAAACGAUGGAGGCUCUUCGUCAGGCUCUGAGGGAGAUGAAGGAUUUCAGUAUUGUCUGUGGAAAAGCUGAUCAGGAGGAGAACCAGGAGAACGUCCAUAUCCAGUGGAUAGAGGACGACUUAAACUUCAACAAGGGUGUGAUCAGCCCUAUAGAUGGGAAAUCUAUGGAGUCCAUCACUAGUGUUAAAAUAUUCCACGGCUCGGAGUAUAAAGCCAACGGAAAGGUCAUCCGCUGGACUGAGGUGUUUUUUCUGCAGAGUGAUGAUCAGCCGAACGGUCUGAGUGACCCUGCUGAUCACAGCCGGCUGACGGAGAAUGUUGCCCGGGCAUUCUGCAUGGCUCUUUGUCCUCACCUGAAGCUGCUGAAGGAGGACGGCAUGGCCAAGCUGGGGCUGAGGGUCACGCUGGACUCAGAUCAGGUGGGGUAUCUGGCGGGCAGUAACGGUCAGCCGCUGCUCUCUCAGUAUCUGAGUGAUCUGGACAGUGCGCUCAUCCCCGUCAUCCACAGCGGAGCCUGUCAGCUGAGCGAGGGUCCCGUCGUCAUGGAGCUCAUCUUCUACAUCCUCGAGAUCAUCUCUUAAAGAGCGGGUUCUCCAUCCUUCUUCCUCUCUUUCUCUUUUUCUUUCUCUCUCUCAUUUGCACUUCUAAGAGCCUGAAAGCUGUGCUGGGAUGAACAGAAUCAGCAGUAUUCCUCCGGAUCACCUCUCUAUGCACCAUCCUUCUCCUCCAUCUCCUCCUACACUGUGGAAACCCUGAGGUCGGGCUGGGUCCCAGAACCACUGUUUCAUUUAGCAGAGCCUCGCUGUAGCAGCACCCGGUUCUGGAGGCUCUCCGAGGUCCGAGAGGGAACGUCAGGGCUGCACGAUACUGAUAGUAUAUAUAUAUAUAUAUGUAUUAUUACUGCGAUUUAUAUAUAUAUAUAUAUAUAUAUACACAGCUCUGUAAAAAAUAAAGCACUUCAGUUUCUGAAUCAGUUUCUCUGAUUUUGCUAUUUAUAGGUUUAUGUUUGAGUAAAAUGAACAUUGUAGUUUUAUAAAUUCUAUAAACUACAGACAACAUUUCUCCCAAAUUCCAAAUAAAAAUAAAAAUAUUCUCAUUUAUAGCAUUUAUUUGCAGAAAAUGAGAAAUGGCUGAAACAAGUUCAUAUUCAUAAAGUUUUAAGAGUUAAGAAAUCAAUAUUUGGUGGAAUAAACCUGGUUUUUAAUCACAGUUUCAGUUCAUGCAUCUUGGCAUCAUGUUCUCCUCCUCCACCAGUCUUACACACUGCUUUUGAAUAACUUUAUGCUGCUUUACUCCUGGUGCAGAAAAAAAAAAUCAAAACAGGUUUUCAAUUUGGUAAAAUCAAAGAAACUCAUCAUUUUUAAGUGCAUUCUUAUUUUCUUCCAGAGCUGUAUAUAUUUGAGAAUUGGUUGGUCCUAAAAAAAAAAUCAUGUUUGUUCAAAGAGACCCCGCCCCCUGUGAGAGUGAUUGGUUCUAACCACCACAUUGUUUGUUCUGACAACGCCCCUUCUCUGUAAUUGGUCUUAAUACUCUUAUUUUACUGACUAGGAUUGGUCAUAAUAAUCACACCAAAUGGUUACAAACUAUGGUUGGUUCUAGUUAUGAUGUUUGUUCUAGAACCUCCGCUUGGCUGUGAUUGGUCCUAAUUAAGACAUGUGAUUGGUUCUAAUCGCCACUUUGUUCGAUCUAAGACUGCCUCUUGACUGUGAUUGGUCCUGAUUGUUUGUUCUGAGACCGCACCCUCACUGCCAUUGGGCCUAAUUUUUACAAAACUUCUAUCAGCCUGUGACUGGUUCUAAUUAAAGCUUAUUCUAAUUAUUUGAAUUGGUCCUAAUUAAAGCAAAUUCGUGUGUUCUAAGGACUUUCCUUGAGCGUGAUUGGUCGUAAUCACAGGGUUGCUUGUUCUAAGAUUGCUCCUAACCACAACUGAGACCGCCCCUUCCCUGCAAUUGGCCUCAAUACUCUGACUGUGAUUGGUUUGUUGAUCAACAUUCCCCUAACUGUGAUUGGUCCUAAUUAAAGCUUAUUCUAAUUGGUCCUAAUUAAAGCAAAUAUUGUGUGUUCUAAGACCUUUCCUUGAGUGUGAUUGGUCCUAACCACUCAUUGGUUUGUGCUAAGACUGCCCCCCUCACUGUGAUCGGUCUUAUUAAAUGCUUAUCUAAUCAUUCUAAUUGGGCCUAAUCAAAGCUUAUUCUUAUUGGUUCUAAGCUUAUGCUAACUAUUCUAAUUGGGCGUAAUUAAAGCAAAUGUUGUGUGUUCAAAGACCUUUCCUUUAACGAGUGUUCGUUCUAAGAUCGUCUCCUGACUGUGAUUGGCCCCAAUACCCUGAUUGUGAUUGGCUUGUUGAGAAACAUUCCCUUCACUGUGAUUGGUCCUAAGUAAAGCGUAUUAUAAUUGGUCCUAAUCAAAGCAAAUGUGUGUUCUAGGACCUUUCCUUAAGGGUGAUUGGUCGUAAUCACAGUGUUGUUUAUUCUAAGAUUGUCCCCUGACUGUGAUUGGUCCCAACCCCUACUUUGUACGAUCUAAGACCGCCUCUUGACUUUGACUGGUCCUAAUUCUUUGUUCUGAGACCAUCCCCUUUGCUACCAUUGGUUCUAAUUUUGACGGAAUUUGUUCUGAGACCUUCCUCUGACUGUGAUUGGUCCAAAUUGUGAGUUUUUUCUUGGACUGCCCUCUCACUGCGAUUGGUCCUAAUUAAAGUAAAUGUUGUUUGUUUUAAGACCUUUCUUUAAUUGUGAUUGGUCAUAAUCACCAUGUUGUCCUAACCUCCUGACUGUGAUUGGUCCUAAGCAUGAAGACUUCUGUUAAAUCAAAACAUUGUUCUAAAACAGCCCCUCACUGUGAUUGGUCCAAACCCCCUAACUGUGAUUGGUCCUAAUUCCAUAAAGCAGCAUGUGUUGAGAUGCCCCCCUCACUGUGAUUGGUUCUAGCCCUUCUGACUGUGAUUGGUCCAACUGUAAUUGUGACUACUUUAGUUCCAAGACCUCCCCCAACUGUGAUUGGUUGUAAUCGCCUCAUUGUUUGUGCUGAGACCUCCCCCUGACUCCCCCAGCCUAAACCAUGAGGCAAUUAAAACCAAUCACAGUCAGGGGGAGGUCUCAGCACAAACAAUGAGGCGAUUAGAACCAAUCGCCUCAUUGUUUGUGCUGAGACCUCCCCCUGACUGUGAUUGGUUCUAAUCGCUUCAUUGUUUAGGCUGAGACUAUGAGACUGCCCCCUGACUGUGAUUGGUUCUAAUCGCCUCAUUGUUUCUGCUGAGACCUCCCCCUGACUGUGAUUGGUUCUAAUCGCCUCAUUGUUUCUGCUGAGACCUCCCCCUGACUGUGAUUGGUUCUAAUCGCCUCAUUGUUUCUGCUGAGACCUCCCCCUGACUGUGAUUGGUUCUAAUCGCCUCAUUGUUUGUUUGGAGACUCUCCAUUACAACUAGCCCAAUCUGAACUUCCCCUAAAUUGUGAUUGGCUUGUUUUGGGACCACCCCCUGACUGUGAUUGGUCAUAAUCAUCAAAUUGUUUGCCACAAUCGCGAUUAUAAUACAUAUGAUACUAUCAAUAUAUUGUGCAGCCCUAAUAUAACUUGAGCACACAGACCCAGAAUGAUGGAACGAAUCAGAACUGGGGAACGUUUGGGUUCUGCGAGGUUCCUGUAGGUUCCUGUAGGUUCUAGUGCAGUGCCUGGAGCAGCUGUUCAGCAGGAGACGAAGGAUGAAGUCGGCUGAGCUUCAGUCUCACCUUUUAGCUUUACAAACCACCAGAUGCUUUAUUUCACCAGAGUGGAGAACAUGGACCUGAGGUUUUGAUUUUCCGUUCCGUUUUUUGUUUGUUGUUUUUUGUUUGUUUGUUUGUUUGUUUUUGUUUGUUUGUUUCCCAAGGCGAAAUGCUCCAAAGCUGAAAUGAUGUAGCUUCACAAGAUGCAAACAUCAGACAGGACUCGGAUCAUCAGGACUGCUUUGUGCGUUUUGGAAGGAAUGCGGUGCAUGUACACUUAUUUAUGGAGUUGCGUUACUAACUGAACCCUGUUACAGAGCGGCUCCGCCCACCAGAACCAGUUCACAGAACCAGAAACCCCCCCCGAUUCGAGUCGUGGACCCCCCCCCCCCCCAGAUUCGAAUCUUUGCCCCAAGAUUUAAGUCUUUGGGUUUCGAGCGGGAUUAGAGUUUCUGGACUCAAGUCACCAGAUUCGAGUUGUCGGUCACCGGAUUUGAAUAGUCAGUUACCGGAUUAAAGUUCGCAGAUUUGAGUUGUUGGUUACUGGAUUCAAGUUCCUGGAUUAGAGUCGUUGGUCAGCGGAUUCGAGUUGCAGGAUACGAGUCGUUGGUCACCAGAUUUGAGUUGUCGGACACCAGAUUCAAGUAAUCAGUUACCGGAUUCAAGUUCCUUGAUUAGAGUCGUUGGUCACCAAAUUCGAGUCGUUGGACACCGGACGCAAGUUGUGGGAUUCAAGUUGCCGGUCGCCAGAUUCGAGUUGUGGGAUUCGAGUCGUCGGUUACCGGAUUCGAGAAGCCAGAACUGUUCUGGAUCUGUGUGGUUGAUUGAUUUCUGACUGUUAUCACCUGGUUGAGGGUUUAUAAUCCCACAGAUCCGACGACAACUCCUGGUUGGAAUAAAACCAGCUGACCUCCAUCCGUCUCCUCUCAUCAGAGCAGCUCAUAUCUGUACCAUUUCCAUCCGAAAAGAACACUAAUGUCCCUUUCCUAAAAGAUAAAGAGAUUAUAUGAGAUAUAUACUUCUAAUUUGCGAUGCAGUGCACUGGAAAUUAAGCCAUUUUUAGGAAACGGAGGGACCGUGAUUGGAACAUUUGCUGUCGAGGGGUUUAAUUUUUUUGUCUCAAUUAUUUUUUGUUUUUUUAUUAAAAACCCUUAAAAAGGCCUGGAUGAUGAUAAUCAGUCAGUGGGUGGGGUUUGGGAUGUGAUGGUGUUUAUUGAUUAUAUGACCUUUAUGAUGACCUUUAUGGAAAAGUUGAUGGGUUUCUAUAGUAUUAUAUAACCUAAACUCUUCCUGUUACAGGAUUCACUACAGAAUAGAAUUUAUUUUCUUUAUUUUCUAUUGAUUUCUCACUUUCAGGAAAAACAGUGGGAUGUUAAAAACCACAUAUUCCCUUUGGAGCUGCACAGUAUGGAGAGAAUACCAGUAUUAAUGUGUAUAUACUAAUCAUAACAUUUUACCAUAACAUUAAGACCACUUUAAGGUUAUAUAAAUAACAUUUGGUGAUUAGCAGCUUUACAGGAAAUGGGAAAAAACAAGCAAAAAAGUCAUUUUGGAGCCUGAAAUUCUGAUUAAAGAAUAAAAUUAAAGGAAAUACUGUGCAGCUCUAAUCAGUUUUACUGAACUUCUAGAUGCGUACAGAGCAUUAGUGUGGAAUAUUCUCUUUAAAACUCUACAGAAUAGAAAUGAUUUACCCUAUAAAAGUGGAAACGUGAUGAAAUCUGUUACAAACCCUGAAUUACAUUUUCUGAAUCGAUGACUGUAUAUAAGCACUGGCUCUUCAGUUUUGAGGGAUAUGUUAAUAUAUGGUGAUCCAUGCUUAUAUACAGUUUAUUGAUGUUAUCUCAGAAACAACAUGAUAUAACCUCAACCCACUAAAUUAAAGGACUGUUUCUGGGUAAACAACUAUUGAGUUUUCUAUAGAUCUCCAUUCCCACAACAACCAAUACAGUGCAGACUCUUAAAGGGGAAGUCCACCACAUUUUUAUUUCACUCAAAAUUCUCAGUAUAAUUUAGUAUAUUAAGACUUAUUAUAACUCGUUCGAGGUGGGGAUUUUUUUUCUACUUUUUUUUUUUAAUUGACAUUUGCUUCAGUAUGAUCCCCAUUUGACUCAUGUGACCAUAAAACUGGAGGCAAAGCGAGGAAAACUUAGUUUACAAUCUUUAAUUUACACCCUUUCAUUUAUCGUAUCACCUCUGUUGUUUAGUGCAGGUAAUGCAGUUUGAGUUUGCAAUUAUUUAAAAUAUUUCCGCAGCUCUUUCGCUUUACAGACCAAAUAACAGGCCAGAUUAUUUUUUCCUUUAUGUGAAAUGAUAAUGAUCAAUUAUUCAAUCAAUUAAACUUCAUGCUUAUAGAACUUUUUAAAUGAAUCAUAUUGAAAAGUCAUAGUGCUUUACGUGACUGAUGGUUCAAGAAAGCAUUAAGAUGGGUAUAAAAACUUUAAUAAGAAUUUAUGACUAAAAUGACAAAAUUGCAUCAUAAAACAACAAAAAUAAUGCAUAAAAAAUAGUAUUGGAUAUGUAUUGGAUUUCAGGUCUACAUGAUACGAUAAAUUAAAGAUCGUAAAUGAAGUUUUCCUCGCUCUGCCUCCAGUUUUAUGCCAGCUGAGUCAAUGGGGAUCAUACUGAAGCAAAUGCUAGUUUGCAUUAAGGUGCUCUUAUCUGCGGUGCUGUUAACUUGUGGUUCCUGAUGAGUGCCAGUUUUACCAUUAUAAUGUUUUUGAUGGUCUUCGUGAUGAAUUAAAGAUUGUAAAUGAACUUGUCCUCGCUAUGUCUCCAGUUUAGUGUCACGUGAGUCAAUGAUGACCAAUCAAUUGGUUUUUAUUUAUAAACCUUUUAAGUCAAUGAUAAUGGAAGGCAAUGAGGAUAAUGCUGAUACAACUUUCUAUUGGUUACAAUAUAGACAGUAAUCGCGAUGUGAUCGAUAAUGCUUUUAAACAGAAUAUAAAUUAAGUUUUCCUCACUCUGCCUCCAGUUUUAUGUAUGAAUGCAAGGCAAAGAGCUCCCUCUGUUGUUUAAUGCAGAUAAUGCAGUUUGAGUUUACGAUUAUUUAAAACGCUAUCGCAUGCUUUUGCUUUUGAAUUGUGAAAAAUAGGAUUUAAUCGUACAAGCCUAUUAUAUAUGAAAAUGGACCAAAUUAGAAUUAAAAAUCCAAAUUAAAAGUCAGAUUCAAUAUAAAUUUGCUAGUUUAAUCAAUUACAGUGAGUUUAUAGUUUUAAGUUAAAACUUAUAUACUCUGUGAAGCAUUGUGCUCUUAUCCGGGAUGCUGUUAACUUGCGGUUCCUGAUGCGUGCCAGUUUCACCAUUAUACUGUUUUUGAUGGUCUUCGCGGUAUAUUAAAGAUUGCAAAUUAAGUUUUCCUCGCUCUGCCUCCAGUUUUAUGUAUGCAUGCAAUUUCAAUAAAUUACAAUACGUUUAUAGAGUCAGGCUAUUGUCACCAAUUAAACAAUAAAAGAAAAAUUGAAAAAAUGCAUUAAAUACUACAGACAAAAAUAUAGAAAUGGCCACAAAUGAGAUAAAACAAAUGGUAAAAGUAGCAUAUCAAUAUUGUCAGUGUUA